Molecule: messenger RNA, 1660 nt
Organism: Cuculus canorus (common cuckoo)
Lineage: Eukaryota; Metazoa; Chordata; Aves; Cuculiformes; Cuculidae
Gene: IGFBP4
Product: insulin like growth factor binding protein 4
Exons: 4
Coding region: 28-813 (261 amino acids)
Biological process (GO): regulation of insulin-like growth factor receptor signaling pathway
Cellular component (GO): extracellular region
Molecular function (GO): insulin-like growth factor I binding; insulin-like growth factor II binding
Source: RefSeq, a predicted model, not a curated record
CCAGCCGCGGGCGGGCGCGGAGCCGCGAUGCGCGGAGCCACCGGGACACCGUUACCGCUCCCGGUGUUGGUGCUACUGGUGGCGUUGGCGGCGGGGCCGGGGGAAGGGGAGGAGGCGAUCCAGUGCCCUCCGUGCUCGGAGGAGCGGCUGGCGCGUUGCAAAGCCCCGCAGGGCUGCGCGGAGCUGGUGCGGGAGCCGGGCUGCGGCUGCUGCGCGACCUGCGCGCUCGGGCGCGGCACCGCCUGCGGCGUUUACACGGCUCGAUGCGGAGCGGGGCUGCGCUGCUACCCCCCCCGCGGCGUGUCCCGGCCCCUGCACACCCUCAUGCACGGCCAGGGGGUCUGCACAGACCUGGCUGAUGUCGAAGCCAUCCAGGAGAGCCUUCAUCCUCCAGAGAAGGAGGAGAUCGACCACCCCAACAACAGCUUCAGCCCCUGCAGCAUCCACGACCGCAAGUGCCUGCAGAAGCACCAGGCAAAGCGGGUCAACAACGGCAACAAGAUGCGCAACAGCGGGAACCCGUACCACCGCGAGGAGACGCGGCCCAUAGUGCAGGGUUCGUGCCAAAGCGAGCUGCACCGGGCCCUGGAGAGACUCGCCGCCUCGCAGACCCGCACGCAUGAGGACCUCUACGUCAUCCCCAUCCCCAACUGCGACCGCAACGGCAACUUCCACCCCAAGCAGUGUCACCCGGCGCUGGACGGCCAGCGGGGCAAGUGCUGGUGCGUGGACCGCAAGACGGGAGUGAAGCUGCCAGGCUUUCUGGAACUGAAGGGGGACUUGGACUGUCACCAGCUGGCAGACAGCAUGUGAAUGUGACAGUGGUGGCCCCUGCGCCACGGCCAGGACUCUCGCCGGGACUGUGUGGGAGAGGAAGAGGGGACACAGAGCCGCCGAGCAGCUCCCCGGUGCCGGGGAUCCUGACGUGCACCCUGGAUCACCACCGCGGCACAGGGCACGGCACCGUGACCCAUGCCAUGACCACUAGCCACCACCGCUGCGGGUCCCUGGCAUGUACUGAUGGCACCUCCAUCCCGCACGGACACUUGCAUGGACAGAUGCUGCCCUGGAGCUGGUGCCAGGCUGCCCGGGUGGAAAGCACCCACCAUGCGCUGAUGCCGCCCCAAGGUGCUGCUCCUGCCGCCGUUGCUGCCCUCCCACGCCGUGGUGCCGCAUGGCUUUCGCCGCAGCCGCUCUGUGCUGCGGUGUGGCCGGGGGACGCAGAGCGUGGCGGCUGUGGCUGAGGCUCAGCUGCUGCCCCUGGCACAGGGGAUGCUGUGGCAGUGCCCCCGUCUGCAGUGCCUUGCCAUCCACGCCAGACCUCUGCGUGUGACAGCAGGAGAAGUGCCUCAUCCUGCCCUCUCUGGCAGCGGGACACCGUGCUAUGACUGCCUGGGCAAGGACUGGGGGAGCCCAUACAACUGAGGGGGGGCAGAGAGACACCCCCCUCCAUCACUGCCUGCCUGGUGCGCUCGCCGCCUCCUUCUUGCCUAAAGUGCAUGCGUGCGAUGGGCGUCGCAGCUGCACCGAGCAAUAAGAGACCUUCCCCAUCCCCACUGCAGCCCCUCGUCCUGUGGCCCAGGAACCGCCUGCUCCCCAUCCCAGGAACUGCCUGGCCCCCAUCCUCAUCCCCAUCCUCAUCCCCAUCCUCAUCCCCAUC